Molecule: messenger RNA, 2100 nt
Organism: Poecile atricapillus (Black-capped chickadee)
Lineage: Eukaryota; Metazoa; Chordata; Aves; Passeriformes; Paridae
Product: serine/threonine-protein kinase PAK 3-like
Exons: 19
Coding region: 1-2100 (699 amino acids)
Biological process (GO): regulation of MAPK cascade; protein phosphorylation; intracellular signal transduction
Cellular component (GO): cytoplasm
Molecular function (GO): ATP binding; protein serine/threonine kinase activity
Source: RefSeq, a predicted model, not a curated record
AUGGUAUCCUUCUUCCUUCAGCGAGCCUACAGUGUGCUGGUUGAUGUUAGCCAUGCACCUGCGGACUCGAGCAGCCCUGCUGAAACAAUGGAGCAAUUCCGCAGUGCUGUCGGCAGGGCUUUUGCGUCAGUGUCAUCCUGCAAAAUGUUCAAAGGCCUGAGACGUUGCCUCAAACGUGGAAGGAAUAAAGUCCAUUGUUUGAGCAGCACAGCAGCAGCAGAACCUUCUGUGGCUCGCCCUGUGCCUCCAGAGGCUGAAGGGGAGGCAAAGGACAACAAUCCUGCGCGUGUUGUCUGUCCAGGGCCUGAGCAUCCUGAGCCAGCCCCAAGACCAGAGCUUCUUGCCAGUCAGGGCUCCUCGGCCCUGGCAGGAAAGGCAGAGCGGCAGAAGAGGAUGGAGAGAGCACCAAGAGCCCUGGAGUUCAGAUGGAAGGAGUUGGCUGCAUUUGAGGGAAAGCGCCACUCCUCACCAGACAGGGCGUUUGAAGCGGCACCUGAGACAGCAGAGGAAUCACAGCCGCAGAGAGAGCUGCGGAAGGAGGAAGUUCCUCUGGCAGUGACAAAGGUUUGCCGCUUGCAGCGGCCAGCACACAGGACUCUGGAGAAGCUGCUCCAGGAGUUCUCUCGCCAAGGGCACACACUGUCCCAGGUGUGCAAAGAGAAGGCAGUGCUGGCACAAGAGAACGCUGCCCUACAAGCCCGACUGGCAGCCACCGAGCGGGACCUACGAGGCCUUUUGGAGCAGCUGGCAGAGGCCAGGACAGAGAAGGAGAGCUUGCAGUGCAGCCUGUUGGCAGCUCAGCAGCAGGUGUCAGAGCUGGAGAUCACCAGGAGCCGUCUGGAAGGCCAAGUACGCACAGCCAUGCAGGCCAAGGAGCUGAUACUUGAGGAUGUCAGGGGCCUUCGUUGUGAGCUGCAAGCUGUAAGAUCUUUCAGCAAGCAGCAAUGUGAACAAAUGGCUCAACAGCUCCGCUUGGCAGAAGAGCAGUUCAGCAAGGCUCUGAGAGUCUGGCAGUCUGCUCAGGAGGAGGAGAAAAGGAAGCUCCUGCAAAAACAGGAAAGACGGCUGAAACAACAGCGUUUGGAGGCGCUGGAGCAACGGGAACGCUUCCUGGCAGAGAUGGACGUGGGCUCUGCCAUUGAAGAUGCAUCUGCGGCAGCAUCCUCCGAAGAAGCCUCCUCUCCACAGCCUGAAGAGCUGAGCGUGAGCAGUUCCCCCUGUUCAGGCCAGGAGGCAGAGCAGCUGUGCCAGGAUGGAGAGAAACAGGGCUUGGAGCAGCUGAGGAGUGUUGUGAGCGUGGCAGAUCCAAAAAAGAAAUACACUGGAUGGAAAUUUAUUGGCAGUGGGGGAUUUGGAACCGUUUAUAAGGCCUUUGACGCUGCCACAGGACAAGCGGUGGCCAUAAAGAAACUCGAUCUCCAGCACCAGGGCUGCAAGCAAGUGAUGAAAGAAAUCCUGGUCAUGAGGGAAAUGAAGAACCCCAACAUUGUCACCUACCUCGAAAGCUACCUUGCCAAUGAGGCUGUGUGGCUGGUGUUGGAGUACAUGGAUGGAGGCUCCUUAGCUGGUGUGCUCCGGAUGAAAACAAUGGCUGUAGGACACAUAGCAACUGUCUGUCGGGAGUGCCUGAGAGGCCUGGAUUUCCUUCAUGCCAACAACAUCAUCCACAGAGACAUCAAAAGUGGAAACAUCCUUCUGGGCCUGGAUGGCUCUGUCAAGUUGGCUGAUUUUGGCAUUUGUGUUCAGUUCAUCCCUGAGAAAAGAAAACCAAGGGCGAGGGCCGGGACCGCUCGCUGGAUGGCACCCGAAGUUCUGAGGGGAGUGCCAUACGGCCCCAAAGUGGACAUCUGGUCCCUUGGCAUCGUGGGAAUAGAAAUGGCCAAAGGAGAGGCUCCGUAUAUUCGGGAGAACCGUGCCAGGGCUACCUAUCUGAUACGCACCCAAGGAAUACCAGACCUGGAAAAGCUCAACCUACACCCAGGCUUGUGUGAAUUUCUGGGCUGCUGCCUGCAGAUGGAUGUGGACAGGCGAGGCUCUGCCAAGGAACUUCUGAAGCAUCCAUUUCUCAAAUUAGCCAAGCCUCUCUUCGGCCUCUUCUGA